CAGAGCCCCAGUUACAUGUUCCUGAAGAAGAAGCCACUGCCCUCCAUCUCGCCCAAGUCCACCAUAUCCCACUUCUUCAACCCCAGGUAUGAGGAGCUCGUCAACUACUUGAUGGAGCAGACUGUCUCCUUGCUCGUCUGUAAGUACAAGUUUGAGAGGAACCUCACCAAGCAGCUGGGCUUCAUCUCAUUCCCUGUCACUGAGGCACUCAUGGACCUCUUCCUGGGCUUCAAGAAGGUGAAGGGCUCCCACAUCCGCCUGUCCUCAAACAUUAACUGGAGCUGCCUGAUGCACAAGCUGGAGGAGGCCCAGUGGGCCGCCCAGGUGUCCCGGCCAGUGUCUCAGCCCGUGUCCCUGAAGGCCUCCCAUCACAAGGCCUCUCAGCGCACUGCCUUCCACAGUGGCAUUGCCCACCACAGCACCUGCCAGCACAGCAUGGAGUCCCCCUCCACAUUGCCCAAGCCAGCCACUAUCAUGGAUCAGGAGGUGGCCGCAGAGCCCUUCCUCCACCCUGAGUUGCUGGGCUCCCAGCUGCGCACCCCUCAAGAGAACAGUACAACUGCGGAGCAGGAGCCCACAAGCCUGUUGGAGCCCAAGCUCUCCAUGUCCUAUGGCACUAGCACAGGCUCCAACCAGUAUGAGCAAGCAGUGGACAUGGGGGAGACCCAGAGCAGUGAAGAGGAUGAGGAGGAAGAGGACUACGACUUCUUUGGGGACAAGAGUGAGACCCGGAGCCCCACCAAGCCUCAAAUGGAGGCCAAGGUCAGCCACCCUGCAGACAGCCCUGGAGACCCCCAGUGGCUUAGGGGGACCCCUAAGCCACAUUAAACAUUGAAUUCCCUGCUCCUUCUCCUGGUCCACAGUAAUGCUGCCCACCCAACCAGUCCCUGCCCUGAGCAGAGGUCAGAAUGGGCUAAAUACCCAUGAGGAACUCUGCUCAGCCUUUCAGGGAAGCCAACA
Molecule: messenger RNA, 960 nt
Organism: Hipposideros armiger (great roundleaf bat)
Lineage: Eukaryota; Metazoa; Chordata; Mammalia; Chiroptera; Hipposideridae
Exons: 1
Coding region: 16-828 (270 amino acids)
Cellular component (GO): centrosome
Source: RefSeq, a predicted model, not a curated record